AUGAGAGUAGGACUUACCGACCUCAAGGUCAUGAUUGUAAAUGUGAGAAGAAAUAAUGCCACAGAAGAAGAGGAGGAGGAAAUGCCUAGAGGUGAGGCAAAUUCAAAUUUUGAGGCAUUUUGGGGAGAGGUGAGAACGGAAUUCUUUGGUUUUGGAAAUAAUCUGGAAUUGUGGAAAGAAUGA
Molecule: messenger RNA, 183 nt
Organism: Sclerotinia sclerotiorum 1980 UF-70
Lineage: Eukaryota; Fungi; Ascomycota; Leotiomycetes; Helotiales; Sclerotiniaceae
Exons: 2
Coding region: 1-183 (60 amino acids)
Source: RefSeq, a predicted model, not a curated record